This is a messenger RNA of Acanthaster planci (crown-of-thorns starfish), 1286 nucleotides long. RefSeq names its product 15-hydroxyprostaglandin dehydrogenase [NAD(+)]-like. Lineage: Eukaryota; Metazoa; Echinodermata; Asteroidea; Valvatida; Acanthasteridae. The record is from RefSeq and is a predicted model, not a curated record. Gene Ontology annotation, molecular function: oxidoreductase activity, acting on the CH-OH group of donors, NAD or NADP as acceptor. Gene Ontology annotation, cellular component: cytoplasm.
GGGAUCGGAAUAGCCGAUGUAAACCAUAAAAAGGGACAGGAGACGGCACGUCACUUCACUUCGCAAUAUGGCAACAACAAGGCUGUCUUCCUCCAGUGUGAUGUCACAUCAGACCAACAGCUGGAAGAUGCUUUCAAGAAAACAAAACAGAAGUUUGGCCAACUGGACAUUGUGUGUAACAAUGCAGGCAUAGGAGACGAAAGGAAAUGGAGACAGAUGAUAGACAUAAACUUGGCUGCAGUUGUCCAAGGCACCUACCUGGCUAGGAAAUACUUGAGCAAAUUGAAUGGCGGAUCGGGUGGUGUUGUUAUCAACAUUGCCUCAAUGGCUGGUUUGAUUUUGGGACCACUAUGCCCGGUCUACACAGCCACUAAGCACGGUGUGGUGGGGUUCACACGGACAAUGGCCUCGUUUGAUCCAGCAUUCACUGCAGAAGACAUUCGCAUCAAUACCAUCUGCCCGUCAUUCUCAGACACAUCCAUUAUUCACAAGACAGUACCCCCUGAGUUCAUCAACUCCAGCACCGUAAGACGACUUUCAGACAUUGCCAAACUGCUGCCGGUGUCCCUAGUUGCCGAGGGCUUCAUCAGUCUGAUUGAAGAGGACGCCCACGACAAGGUCAUGCGAGUCACCCAUGAGAGAGGCAUCGACUUCCACAAGUUCAAAAAGACCCCUCCUAUGCCCAGCAAAAUGUAACAUCGCAGUGUACGCCCCUUGUCACAAAGCCAAAGAAGAGAUCUCAGAUCAGACCAGACGGGGUUUUUAUUUGAUUAGAUAAGGCAAACCUCAGUGAAGUGAACUUUAUGCCUAUAUCUCAUGGAAGCUAUUUGGGUAGGGCAAAAGAUGCGGCACUGUUUCCAACUUGUCAUUAUUCAAAUCAUUACAUACUGACCCAAAUCAUUGUUUUCAAAGCAUGGCGGAUUUCCCGGAUUGUGCAUUUAUAGCAACUUUUCUCUAAAGUGCAUUUGAAUUCCACACAAGUCCACCUUUGCCAAGCAACAAAAGCCAUGUUCCCAUUUGUCCUUUUUUCUUCUUUCCAGUUACUAAUACCAUGACUUUCCAUACAAUUCCUGUUCAUAAAUCAUCAUCUGUGACUUCAUCCACUCUGAUGGAACGUUAUGUGCAGUGCUACAUUAGUGAAGUUACGCAGCGCAUGUACGGUUUCUGUUAUUAUUCAACUCAGCUAUCACACUGCUGAAUAGGGCAGUUAUGCCAGUCUCCUGGCAUUAAACCCAGUCGAAGGGGAAUGUUUUUUCUCAGACAGUCUGCAAACACAGCGGCCCUUU